Messenger RNA from Penicillium oxalicum, 3672 nucleotides. It is a transcript of the gene thtA, whose product is annotated as protein thtA. Gene Ontology annotation, biological process: mRNA splicing, via spliceosome. NCBI's taxonomy places the organism in Eukaryota, Fungi, Ascomycota, Eurotiomycetes, Eurotiales, Aspergillaceae. The record is from RefSeq and is a predicted model, not a curated record. Gene Ontology annotation, cellular component: U2 snRNP; nucleus. Gene Ontology annotation, molecular function: protein binding; U2 snRNA binding. Bases 1 to 3672 code for a protein of 1223 amino acids. The transcript has 5 exons.
AUGGACGACGCCGAGUAUUUCCCACAAAGAUCGCGUGAACUCACAGGACUUCUUACUCAAACUGUUCUGUCAAGCCCUGUCGUUCAGUGGAUCUUGCCUGCCCGGAUUCGAAGCAGGCAUCACAACGAUGUCGUAUUCGUGGGUCAGCGUCGAGUCCAGGUCAAAGAGGCUUCAGACCAAGGAUUCCUGGAUGAUAUCACCGAGAAAAAUGACUUCGACUACCAGAUAGUCGGCGCCAAAGUCAUCAAUGUGAACACUGAACUACCAUGGGAAAGUCAACUACGAAACACGGUCAGUGACGGUCAAGUGAAAGAAGCUCCCUUUACGACUCAAGAUCUUCCGUCUCAGAUGCUUGUCCUCUCACUUGAGAUGAGAGAACUUCAAUUCUUGUACUACUCGAUCUCAGGUGAUAACAAAUUUGUCACGUUCCGCCGACCUUUGCCGGUUGACGUGGAUUUGGCUGAGAGGUUUGGGAAGCAUCUUGCCGUAGAUCCGAAGUCUCGUGCAAUCGCCGUUGGUGCUUCACGGCAUUACUUUGGCUUAUUCUUUUUGAAGUCUUCCGCUGAAAUUCGGCACCAGAUGUCCGAACACAGGCUAGAUCCUAUUGAGAGUGAACAUUUUUACACAUGCGAGGGUUCCAUUCAGUUCAUGGAAUUUCUGUAUCCGAAGGCUGCAGACGACACCAUGAUAAUUCUUCUGGUCGUUUCUUCUACAGCAGAUGGCUCAUUCGCAAGAAUCUAUCACUGGGAUGAAUGUGAUAUGAGGCCAUCUCAGCCAACUAUCGUAGAGUUCAAACUCCGCAGAGAAGAUCGACUGCCCACCAUGAUUGUUCCGUUGACUAAGGAAUCCUCCUUCCUGGUCGUCACAAGCAGGUCCAUGGCAGUAUACCCAUCAGACUCCGCACACCCUCGUCCGACAAAGUACCCGCUCAUCGCGCCGGAUGACACGUUCAAGGAAACCUCUCUGUGGACCCAGUGGGCCCGACCCGCACGGAAUUGGCUGUACAGUCGAAAGACUGAUGGGAUCUACAUGUGCCGUGAAGACGGUUGGAUCUAUUUUCUUGAAUUCGGCAACGAGGGCGGCCUCGAAUCCCAGACCAGCCUAGGUCAACUUCACUGUGACGUCGAUUCCGCUUUUGACAUCCUCGACGUUGGACACGAGGGAGGAGACUUCAUCCUAGCUGCGGGAAGCAUGGGGGAUGGGGGUCUCUUUAUUCAGGAGGCUCGCAGCAAGCCUCGAUGUGUUCAGAGAUUUCUCAAUUGGGCCCCAGUCACAGACGCGGUCAUGAUCCGGGCAGAAAUCCACGAGGAUAGAAAGAACGACGUGUCAAGAGAUCGAUUGUUCGUCUGCUCUGCAUCUUCCGCUGCUGGGGGAAGUGCAAUUCACGAGCUGAGACAUGGAUUUGAGGCACAAGCCGGCUACACCAUAUCUCUGGAUGACUUCUCUGGCGUGCGAGACAUGUGGGCCUUCAGCGAAGAUGCCAACGGAGGCGCGUAUCUUCUGUUCUCUCACCCUACAUCCACAUUGGUUCUUUUUAUGAACCCGGAUUAUGAAGACAUAAUAUGCGCGCUGGAUGAGAAUGAAACAGGGUUUGAGAAUGCCUUGACACUGGCCGCUGGCUUGACACCAACCGGUGUUCUUGUUCAAGCCACUCAAAAUGGCACAAAUUUCUUUGUCCCUCUUCAUCCUGAACGCAACUCUUCCAUUCCCCACAAACUCGGGGCGAGCAUCAUUGCUGUCGCUGUUGAUAGUACGAACUCAGCGAUGGUCGUAGCUGAUCGGUCCGAGAAUGGUCUCAGUCUCACAUUAUGUCGAAUCAUACUGACAGAUUCUGCUGUCGAUCUGCAAAAAUCCGAGCCCUUCCAGAUUGAGAGAGAACCGGUCUGUCUGUCUCUUCAAUUAUUGGGAAAUACCGAAUUUCUGUUUAUGGGCACAGUUGAUGGCACAAUCUUAGUCUUCUUUGUUGAGAAUGACGCCUUGAACUAUCUCUUCGAAGCCGCCGUAUCGAUUGAUCCGAACGACGAGGCUUCCCGAGCAAUAGAUAGUUUCGCUGUGAUUCGCCAUCUCGAUCAGGGAUUCUUGCGAGCUCAUUUGCUUUGUGGUCUCCGGGGCGGCGUGUUGGUACCAUUUCAGAUUGAUUUCAACGCUCCUACCCUAAUAGGCCUUCAACAAGCUCCCGCAAAGCAUGUCGGAAUGACAUCUGUUUGGCUGCAAGAUCAUGGCACAUUUGCCAUGCUACCUGCUUACUUUCCUUCCCGAAUCCAUGCGUUUGGUGUCAUCAACCAGAGGAGACAAAACGCAGCCCACUCUCUUGGACCCCUUUUCUGCUUUGCCGACAAUUUACUGCUUAAUUGCUCGUUGGGGCGUGAGAGCAAGAUUGUGCCGCGUCGGAUCAGCGUACCGGGCACUGCUCGAAAAAUGAUCUACUCUGCGAACCUUCGCAAGCUCCUGUUGGCUUACGAUACAAACGAGGCCGAAGAUCCCAGCAGCCCCAGCGAUAUCUUUUCAAGAUCUUGCAUGGCGCUGGUACACCCUGACGCACAAGAGCCUGUGAGCCCGCCAGAGAGGAUGCAGAUGCCAAAAUCAUCCGCCGGCGAGAGGAUUCUUUGUAUGAUGGACUGGAGUUCUGAAAGAGAUGGCAACGUCCAUCACUUAAUUGCAAUCGGAACAUCUCUUCCUGAAAGUGCGGCGGACGGUGCUCGUGGUCGCCUCAUUUUGCUGCAUGCUUCUAAUUCGGGCAAUCCGCCUGGUGUUCGACUCAAAACUAAACACGUCCAAGACUUACAUCACGGUCCUGUUCGGUCCAUUGCGGCAUAUGAAGAUACGCUUCUCAUUUGUUCAGGAAGAACCCUUCGGCCCAUCGCGCCACGAGGAGCAUCGAUCAAGUGGUCUUCCAAUAGCUGGGUGGAGCUCCCUUCUCCUGCAGUCACCAUAUCUGUCUCGAAGCCUUUCGUUCAUCUUACCACCGCCCGACAUGGAUUCGUCGUUUUGGAAGUGCUCUAUGAUGGAAAACGUCACUCUUUGAAAUUAAGAGGACAUGACUCGGUACCUCUUAACGGACUUACUCAUUACGUUACACCCACCGAGCCUUCUAUUGUAUUUCUCAGCGCUCGCGGUGGUAGCAUACGCGCUGGGAGGCUCUCAAACAAUGUGAAGCUCGGGACCGCCCCAAUAUUUGUGGCCCCUGCUCCCGAUGAGGCUUCUAUCUGCGACUCCAUUUUGCUGUUCAUACCCAGUCUAAAUGGUGAUGUUUUCCCCAAAUCAGCGUGGCAGCGAGGUGGCUCUGUUUAUGGCAUAGCUCUCAAUGGAUCGGUAACCCGCUUUACGAUCCUUUGUGAGGAUGAGAGACGUCUUCUCCUUGCAUUGCAGGAUUUCUGUCAGAAGGACGAGACACUCUGUCCAUCCUUGGCCGCACGCGAAAGGCGGAAGAAGCCCAUGUUGGUCGACUCGAAGAAGGACAACACCCAGAUCAACGGAGACAUUCUUGUCCGGUUGGCUCGGCAAAGGGCGGACUAUCUUGAGGAGCGGAUACAUGCCCUCGAUCACAAACGGGGCUCACCAACCUAUGAAUCCUAUAUGCGCAUUGCAGCCCAGAGGGCUUUAGGGCCCUCGGACAACUUUUCUCAGCAGAUUAUCGGAUGGAUCCGACACCUUCUACACGUUGCUAUGUAA